Talaromyces stipitatus ATCC 10500 is the source of this 938-nucleotide messenger RNA. RefSeq names its product conserved membrane protein, putative. Lineage: Eukaryota; Fungi; Ascomycota; Eurotiomycetes; Eurotiales; Trichocomaceae. Gene Ontology annotation, cellular component: Dsc E3 ubiquitin ligase complex; endoplasmic reticulum. The record is from RefSeq and is a predicted model, not a curated record. The transcript is spliced from 2 exons. Bases 1 to 933 code for a protein of 310 amino acids. Gene Ontology annotation, biological process: protein processing.
AUGGACGACUACACUAUAAAACACCGACAGUCAUUAUCUCCAGACUCAACCCCCGAAUUAAAUUUAAUCAUCCGCUUCUCUGCAUCCAUUCCCGAUGUCCAACUAGGAAUCACCAGUCCAUCAACGACGACAGUCGCAGGCGUCAAACAGCUAAUCCGAGGACAUUUACCACCCGACCUUGCGAAUCGAAGAAUAAGACUCAUAUGUUCUGGACGAGGACUUGAAGAUACCUCCCCGCUCACCACGUCUCUGAAAUUGCCCCCCUCUUCACGAACGAGUAAAGCCAUAUUGCGCGAUGCAAUCCCCGAUGAUAUACCGCGUGUCUACGUGCACUGCUCAAUCGGUGAUAUCGUCCUAUCCGCAUCAGACCUGAGCGCCGAGGCUGCAAUGGCGUCGACAUUCCUCCUUCAACAGCAGCAACAUGACUCAACAGCAGCAACAACAACUACACACCAGGAACGAAAUGAAGAACAAGAGGCAGAUGAUAUGGCGACCACAACACCGGCUCCAAGGGGGUUCGAUCGUUUAUUAUCAGCCGGGUUCACGCCGGGUGAAGUCGCGGCAUUGAGGUCCCAGUUCUUGGCUUUGCAGUCUAUUUCGCAUACACCAGAUACUAUGCCCACGGGUGCGGAACUGCGUGAGUUGGAGGAUAGAUGGAUGGAUGAAGGCUCAGGAGCGGACGGGGCAGGUGUUGGCAUCACAUUUGGCGGUGGAGGAGGAACUGGAGGCGAUGAAGGCGGAGGGUUUGGCUCGUCGUCCAAUAGUGCGCUUGAUGAUAUGUUAUGGGGUGCUGUUAUGGGAUUUUUUUGGCCGAUUGGGUGUGCGAUGUGGUUGAGGCGUGAGGAAGGGGUUUGGAGUUGGCGGAAAGGUUUGGCGGUGUUUGUUGGGGUGGUGGUUAAUGUUGCCUUUGGAGCUGUAAGGGUUAUGAAUUGAUGGAU